Molecule: messenger RNA, 1575 nt
Organism: Trachemys scripta elegans
Lineage: Eukaryota; Metazoa; Chordata; Testudines; Emydidae
Gene: ATG4B
Product: autophagy related 4B cysteine peptidase
Exons: 13
Coding region: 93-1274 (393 amino acids)
Molecular function (GO): protein-phosphatidylethanolamide deconjugating activity
Source: RefSeq, a predicted model, not a curated record
CAGGGUAGGUUGCGGUCUGUGUGUGUAUGUGGAGGAGGCAGUAGUCGCAGCCCACCUGGCCCGGAGGCUGGUCAGGAGGUAGGAGUCGCAGGAUGGAUGCAGCUACUCUGACCUAUGAUACUCUCAGGUUUGAGUAUGAAGACUUCCCUGAGACCAAAGAGCCUGUUUGGAUACUGGGGAGAACAUACAGUGUGUUCACAGAGAAAGAGGAGAUCCUGUUGGAUGUGACAUCUCGGCUUUGGUUCACAUACAGAAAGAACUUUCCUGCCAUUGGAGGAACAGGCCCCACGUCUGAUACCGGCUGGGGCUGCAUGUUGAGGUGUGGUCAGAUGAUCUUCGCUCAGGCAUUGGUCUGCCGGCACUUAGGCAGAGAUUGGAGGUGGGUGAAAGGGAAGAGGCAGACGGAUAAUUACUUCAACAUACUUAAUGCCUUCAUUGACAAAAAAGACAGCUACUACUCCAUCCACCAGAUAGCCCAGAUGGGAGUUGGAGAGGGCAAAUCGAUAGGCCAGUGGUACGGACCAAACACAGUUGCACAAGUGCUCAGAAAACUUGCCACUUUUGAUACAUGGAGCUCAUUGGCAGUGCACAUAGCCAUGGACAACACUGUAGUGAUGGAAGAAAUCAGACGGUUAUGCAAGUCCAAUUCCUUGUGUGCUGGGGCUGCAGCGUUCCCUGCUGCAGAGUCAGACCUGCUCUAUAAUGGGUUCCCGGUUGGAGCAGAGGUUACAGAUAGGUUGUCGCAAUGGAAACCAUUGGUGCUCCUGAUACCUCUUCGCCUUGGGCUCACGGAUAUCAAUGAAGCUUAUAUUGAAACACUAAAGCACUGCUUCAUGAUGCCUCAGUCCCUGGGAGUGAUUGGAGGGAAACCCAACAGUGCUCAUUACUUCAUUGGCUAUGUAGGUGAGGAGCUAAUUUACUUGGACCCCCAUACUACACAACCUGCAAUGGAACCCAGUAACAAUGGCUGUAUCCCUGAUGAGAGCUUCCACUGUCAGCACCCCCCCUGCCGAAUGAGCAUUGCUGAACUUGACCCAUCCAUCGCAGUGGGCUUUUUCUGCAACACAGAGGAAGACUUUAAUAACUGGUGCCAGCAAAUCAAAAAGCUGUCCCUGCUAAGAGGAGCUCUGCCAAUGUUUGAACUGGUAGAACAUCAGCCAUCACACUUUUCCAGCCCUGAUGUUCUGAAUCUCACACCAGACUCUUCUGAUGCAGACAGGUUGGAAAGAUUCUUUGACUCGGAGGAUGAAGACUUUGAAAUCUUAUCUCUUUGAAAAUAGAUAGGAAACUGACUGCACGUCUAUGUUGUGUGUGGGGUGUGUGUGUGGGGGGGAAGAAGUUCCUUCAAGCACAUGGGCCCUUACUGGUUUUCAUAGGUGCUUGGUGACUUCCCUGCCUCCCAUCCAUCCCAGCAUUCUGUGCAGUCUCAAGCACAGUGUGCACUGUCUGCAUUGGGAUCAAGAAACAAGUCAUCAUUAAGGCUUCAGUGGCCAGAGUCAGGAUUUCUCAGCGCAAAACACGUGCAAGAAGUGGAUGCAGUGGUGCCAAGGAGUUCAAAGUUUUGUUUGUUGCAGC